Messenger RNA from Carassius carassius (crucian carp), 1082 nucleotides. RefSeq names its product DNA-directed RNA polymerase I subunit RPA43-like. Gene Ontology annotation, biological process: DNA-templated transcription initiation. Lineage: Eukaryota; Metazoa; Chordata; Actinopteri; Cypriniformes; Cyprinidae. The transcript has 4 exons. The record is from RefSeq and is a predicted model, not a curated record. Bases 1 to 1038 code for a protein of 345 amino acids. Gene Ontology annotation, cellular component: RNA polymerase I complex.
AUGGCGAACUGGACGCCGGAGAACGGAGCUCCGAAACCCGUCACAAACCCCGCGGACGUGUCGACGGUAGCGCAGAUAUCCAGCGGAAAUGUCGCGGCGGGUCCGUGUCUCAUCCCGUCGUUCGCGGACGCGGUGAAGCUGCUGAACGCGCGGUACUCGUGUCUGGUGCUGGACACGCACCGCAGGCACAUCUCACUGUCGCCCGUGCAUCUGCAGAAGAAACGCACGGGCAUCCGGGAGGAACUCAACGCUGAGCUGCUCAAGUACUCCAGCAGUCUGAAAGGAGUUCCUAUGGCGUAUGACCACAUUAAAGUCGUAGGACCACAUGGAGAUAUUUAUGACGAUCAAGGAUUCAUUCAUCUCCACGUGGAGGCGUCGUUCGUGGUCUUCAAACCAAAGAAAGCGUCGAAGCUCGUGGGUGUGAUUAAUAAAACAGGAGUGGGUCACCUGGGCUGUCUGGUUCACGGCUGCUUUAACGCGUCGGUGGUGAAGCCCAGUCUGCUGAGCUCAGAGCAGUGGAGGGACUCUGGACUGUGUGUCGGACAGAGCCUGGAGUUUGAGGUCUUCCAGCUGGACGCCGAUGCUGCAGGUGUUCUGCUGAUCAGGGGACGGCUGGAGAAGAGCAGAGUGCAAGAGCUCGUGGCCCAAACCGAGCAAAAGGAAAUGACUGUAGAAUCUGCUACAGAACCAGAAUCCACAGAAGACACGAUCGACACUCCAAAACACAAGAAGAAAAAGAAGAAAGACAAGCGAGAGAAAGAGUCUCUGAACGACAGCAGCAUGGAGCAAACGUCAGAAAACCAGCAAACCGCUGCCGACACAACCGAGACAGACUCCAAUGCAAACGGACAUCACAAAGAGAAGAAGAAGAAGAAGAAGAAGAAGAAGAAGAAAGACAAACAGAUCACUCCCUCUGAGCUCUCGCCGAGCGACUCCAGCGGAUACGUGAGUGAUAAGACCAGCAGAAAGAGAGCAGCUGAGAGCGACGACGGCCUGAAGGACGCGCCUGCUGCCAAACAGAAGAAAAAGAGCAAGUGAUUACACUCACAGACCGUUUCAUGAACUAUACACCACGAGCCCAA